AUGGUGUUUGUGGGGGAGGAGGGGGGGCCUGGGAGCGUGCAGGCGGGAGCAGGCGGAGGGGGGGGAGAAGCGUGCAAAGCUGGCGGCUAUACCGGUGGCGGCUCGAGCUCGGCGGGCGCCGGUCGUUUCUUGCCCGGCUCCGAAGUCGUGCCCGCUGCCGGCUGCUGGGCUGCGGCGGCCGUCUACGUGAAGCCAAGCGUCGCAGGACGGGACAGAAACAAUAACGAUGUAAUAGAUGCACAGAAUACACCUAAAGCUCAGCAUAAGAACAAGCUCUGCGAACAUAAGCGGCGUCGCGGCGAGCGAGACCAAGCGGAAGAAGAGAAGCGAGCGCGAGCGAGCGAGGCGAGAGCGUGCAGCCUGGUGGCGUACCGCGCCGCGCGCCUGCGCCUUAAGGUGCGCCUGCAGGUGCAGGGGAGGGUGGAAAUAGCGGCAGGGGUCGCGGACGCAGCGGCCCUUGACGGCGUCCAUGCACACCGUGACACAGCCGUCGUCGUGAGCGACCACCGGCGGCGGCGGGUGCGCGAAGCGACACUCGGACUCGGCCCGCUUGCACGCGCCGCGCAGGAACUCCCGGCACACCUGCACCACCACACACCAGCCAUGUCGCGCCCUGCCGCCCGGCCGCUCGCGCCCCCCCGAUACACAUUACAACCCUUACUAAGUAACUACACCGGACCGCCAAUACUUUCAUUAUUACCCCUUGGCUUUUAA
Molecule: messenger RNA, 714 nt
Organism: Danaus chrysippus (African queen)
Lineage: Eukaryota; Metazoa; Arthropoda; Insecta; Lepidoptera; Nymphalidae
Source: the annotation of a GenBank genome assembly